Molecule: messenger RNA, 1412 nt
Organism: Coccidioides immitis RS
Lineage: Eukaryota; Fungi; Ascomycota; Eurotiomycetes; Onygenales; Onygenaceae
Product: guanine nucleotide-binding protein subunit gamma, other
Exons: 3
Coding region: 279-557 (92 amino acids)
Biological process (GO): G protein-coupled receptor signaling pathway
Cellular component (GO): heterotrimeric G-protein complex
Molecular function (GO): G-protein beta-subunit binding
Source: RefSeq, a predicted model, not a curated record
UGUUUCAUCGACUCUCGCUUCUCUCUCUCUUCGUCCUGUCUCCCUCCUAGAAACAACCUCGAAUCCCACUCCUUCAGCCCUACAGCGAGCCGUCCAUCCUGUCAAUCCUCCCUUCUGGAUCCUGCGACCAUCCACAAUUCCUUCUUGAGCUGGUCCUCAUCGUCCCAAACCCCCUUUCCCGUCGUUCGUCGCAGUCCAUCCGCGCACUCGCCCGCGGGACUUCUUUGCUUGGUUGUUUACAUAGGCGUCACUGGCAGAUGGGCUACCAGCCGCGCAACAUGCCCGCUGCCUACGAACAACUACGGCCUAGGGGGGAUGCGAGGAAUAAUCGGCAGAAUAUGGCCGAAUUGAAGCUCAGGAGACUGACUGAGCUCAAUGCGCGCCUGAGAGAAGACCUGGAGAGGCCGAGGGUAAAAGUGACAGAGGCUUCGAUGUCGCUCAUCAAUUAUUGCAACAACACACGGGAUUUCAUGGUACCUUCAGUGUGGGGCCAGGUCGAGAAACGAGAAGACCCUUACGCUCCUCAGCAGUCUGGCGGCUGCUGUAUAAUAAUGUAGAAUGCCCGUUCAUCGAUAUCCGCCCCACCGUUCUCCUUCCCAUCAACCGUCCCCGGCCUUUCGAUCCCUACUCGCUCUCCUCAUCUGUCAUAUCCUAAUUUCUGCUCCCUACGACCGAUAUCUCUAAUGACUCUCAAUUCUCUUUUAUAACGCACAUUCAUAUACAAACGCAUUUCACCGGCCUCAACUCAUGUUACGUUCGCCCUGAAAUGAGAACGAUUUGGAAGGACUCUCCGUGUGCUCUUCAUGGGAACUGCAGAUGUGAUGGGUUUCCUCGUCAGGCCGCGCAUGGUUGAGCAUGUGAAAUGGCAUCUCCCACGGGGACGAAGGGAGGCGCUUUCCUUUUGAUCCACGUUACGUUUUCCGUGGCCCGUUUUCCCCCGUCCUACAUAAACCAGGAGCUUUUUUUCGCGAUCCGUUCUCCGAAUCCGGCAUUUUACCUCACUUAGUUUUCCAAGGACUGUUCCACCACCUGACCUUGAUUUCCAUCAAAAUCCCCUUGGGCCCUCCGACCCUUGCCACAAUUUCCUUUUGUCCUUUGAACUCGAUCCUGUUUCGUUAACGGCUUUCAUUUCUGUACCUAUUCUUCUGAGUUAUUCUCUUAUUCGGAAUAAUCCUUGUCCCGUUUCAGACACUUUCCUCAUUUUUCACAAGCUUGUUUGAUUGUUCCAUUUCCUCUUUUAUGGUACCGUUUCCUUUGCGAAUUUUGCAUUCAUCAGCCCACUUUAUACUGCCUUGGGUUUGAAAGCCCGGUCAGAUUGAGUGUAUCCUUGAAAUCUUCUGUUGUAAAAAUAGCUUUUGGGACAGAGAAGGGAGAGUCAGCAAUGAGCAAGAAAAACUUCUUAUCUUUUCAAA